GCCGGAGGCGGCGGCUGCCAGAGUCGGCUCAGCCUGCGCCGGGGAACAUCGGCCGCCUCCUGCUCCCGGCGCGGCCUGGCCCGGCUCGGCCGCCUCAGGGCCAAGGCGCUGGCCAACCCAGGAGAGACUAGGGCUGUGCCUUUAGGCCGCGCAAGUUCCCCCAGCUGGAACCGCCCGUCAGUGAGGGCCCCGCCCCUGUCCUGUGGCCUGUGCGUGGACUGCGGCCUCUGGUGCCCGCGUUGCAAGCACCCUGCCCAGCCCAAGCCACAGAGCCAGAGGAAGACKACCGCCUGCCCUGGCAGCCAUGAGGCCCCCGUGGUGUCCCCUGCACACGCCCUCCCUAGCUUCCCCACUCCUUUUCCUCCUCCUCUCUCUCCUGGGAGGAGGGGCCGGGGCUGAGGGCCGAGAGGACCCAGAACUGCUGGUAACUGUCCGUGGGGGUCGGCUGCGGGGCAUCCGCCUAAAGGCCCCUGGGGGCCCCGUCUCUGCUUUCCUGGGCAUCCCCUUUGCCGAGCCACCUGUGGGGCCCCGCCGCUUUCUACCACCGGAGCCCAAGCGGCCCUGGACAGGGGUGCUGGACGCUACGACCUUCCAGAGUGUCUGCUACCAAUAUGUGGACACCCUGUACCCUGGAUUUGAGGGCUCCGAGAUGUGGAACCCCAACCGUGAGCUAAGCGAGGACUGCCUCUACCUCAACGUGUGGACACCAUACCCCCGGCCUGCAUCCCCCACCCCUGUCCUUGUCUGGAUCUAUGGUGGUGGCUUCUACAGUGGGGCUUCCUCCUUGGACGUGUAUGAUGGCCGCUUUCUGGCACAGGUUGAGGGGACUGUGCUGGUGUCCAUGAACUACCGAGUGGGAGCCUUUGGCUUCUUAGCUCUGCCAGGGAGCCGAGAGGCCCCAGGCAACGUGGGUCUGCUGGAUCAGAGGCUAGCACUGCAGUGGGUGCAAGASAAUGUGGCAGCCUUUGGGGGUGACCCAACGUCGGUGACUCUGUUUGGGGAGAGUGCAGGCGCCGCCUCAGUGGGCAUGCACCUGCUGUCCCCACCCAGCAGGAGCCUCUUCCAUAGGGCUGUGCUGCAGAGCGGUGCACCCAAUGGACCCUGGGCCACUGUGGGCAUGGGGGAGGCCCGCCGCAGGGCCACACUGCUGGCCCGCCUCGUUGGCUGUCCCCCGGGGGGUUCUGGUGGCAAUGACACAGAGCUAGUAGCCUGCCUGCGGACACGGCCAGCUCAAGACCUGGUAGACCACGAGUGGCACGUGCUGCCCACGGAAAGUAUCUUCCGCUUUUCCUUCGUGCCUGUGGUGGACGGAGACUUCCUCAGUGACACGCCUGAGGCCCUCAUCAAUGCUGGAGAUUUCCACGGCCUGCAGGUGCUGGUGGGUGUGGUGAAGGAUGAGGGCUCCUAUUUUCUGGUUUAUGGGGUCCCAGGCUUCAGCAAAGACAACGAAUCUCUCAUCAGUCGGGCCCAGUUCCUGGCUGGGGUGCGGGUCGGGGUCCCCCAGGUGAGUGACCUGGCGGCCGAGGCUGUGGUCCUGCAUUACACAGACUGGCUGCACCCUGAGGACCCGGAGCGCCUGAGGGAAGCCAUGAGUGCCGUGGUGGGUGACCACAAUGUCGUGUGCCCUGCGGCUCAGCUAGCUGGGCGACUGGCAGCCCAGGGGGCCCGAGUCUAUGCCUACAUCUUUGAACACCGUGCCUCCACGCUCUCCUGGCCCCUCUGGAUGGGGGUGCCCCAUGGCUACGAGAUUGAGUUCAUCUUUGGGCUUCCCCUGGACCCCUCACUGAACUACACUGUCCAGGAAAGAAUCUUUGCCCAGCGGUUGAUGAGAUACUGGACCAACUUUGCCCGCACAGGGGACCCCAAUGACCCGCGCAACACCAAGGGCCCGCAGUGGCCACCAUACACUGCAGGUGCGCAGCAGUACGUGAGCCUCAAUCUGCGGCCGCUGGAGGUGCGGCGGGGACUGCGCGCCCAGGCCUGCGCCUUCUGGAACCGAUUUCUACCCAAAUUGCUCAGCGCCACUGACACGCUGGACGAAGCAGAGCGCCAGUGGAAGGCCGAGUUCCACCUCUGGAGCUCCUACAUGGUGCACUGGAAGAACCAGUUCGACCAUUACAGCAAGCAGGAUCGCUGCUCAGACCUGUGACUCCGGCGAGACCCCACGUCCCUCCGCCUCGCCCGGCCCCCUCGCUGUAUAUAUUAUUUAUUAAAGGGCUGGGAUAUAACAGACCAGCCCCAGUCCCUGCCCACCCGACCCCGAAUCCCCCCGGGGUUCCCCCUCCUCUGCAUGUCUCGGGCCGAGCUCCCUCCCCCGCGGUGCCUUCGCCCCUCUGGGCUGCCAAUAAACUGUUACAGCCA
Urocitellus parryii (Arctic ground squirrel) is the source of this 2361-nucleotide messenger RNA. RefSeq names its product acetylcholinesterase (Yt blood group) (gene Ache). NCBI's taxonomy places the organism in Eukaryota, Metazoa, Chordata, Mammalia, Rodentia, Sciuridae. Gene Ontology annotation, cellular component: plasma membrane. The record is from RefSeq and is a predicted model, not a curated record. Gene Ontology annotation, biological process: acetylcholine catabolic process; choline metabolic process. Gene Ontology annotation, molecular function: acetylcholinesterase activity.